AUGCUUCUGUUAACGGAGACUGCGGCUGGUUACGGCCUUUUUCGUCUGAAGAACGAAAAGCUGUUGGCUGCAGAAAAAGAUGACAUCGCAAAAGCUUUCACUGAUUCUGGGUGCCAGGAGAAUGCUGAGAUGCUCGCUUUCAGCAAAUUCAAGGUGACGAGGCUUUUAUAAUUUGACUAAUGUUCUUGCGAUCUAGCCUCGAUCUAGCGUAGUGUAUUGGCGCCCCUAGUACUCUUUCGUAGCAUGAAAAACUACAUCACGGCUUCCGCCUUCAACCACGCUACCUCAUGAGAUUUAGCCAAAUCCCCACACAACCAAAACAGGACACGAAAAUGGCCUUGGAAGAAAGUGCAGCUCUCAUCGAGAGUAAAAUGGGAAGCCAGUUGAAGAAAUUCUUGAAGAAAAAUGUCGUCGAAAAGAAUCUAAGCGAAGAAUUGUCCGUCAUCGAUUCCAAGUUGGGAAGCAUCAUCAAAGAGAAAUUCGGUACUUUAACUUUUCGAUGAUCAUGUAGUUUUAGAUGUUUUACUGUUUUUUGUUUUAUACUUCCUUGUCACUCAGUAUUUUUUAUUUCCAAUAUUUUCUUCUACAUUUUUUAUUUUUUCGAACUACAACUACAACAUGACUAAAAGUAAACAAAUAAUCCCUAAUCACUAUGAACACAGGUAUCUCCGUCGCCGUCUCUGAGCAGACUAAGGAAUUGCAGCGUGCUUUGCGUUUCAAUAUCGAGGAGUUGCUGUCCGAUAUCACCAAGGAGCAAACCAAGCAGAUGGAAGUGUCUCUCGCCCAUGCCAUGAGUCGUUUUAAGCUGAAGUUCUCCCCAGACAAAGUGGACAUCAUGAUCAUCCAGGCCAUUGGCUUGCUUGACGACUUGGACAAAGAUUUGAACAACUUUGCCAUGCGCCUCAAGGAGUGGUACGGAUGGCACUUCCCAGAAAUGGCCAAGAUUCUCACUGACACAUUGGUCUACGCCAAAGCGGUGAAACUGAUGGGUAUGCGAGGCAACUGCAAGAACACGGACUUCUCCCAGAUCGACAUCCCGGAAGAAAUCGAGAACGAACUGAAGCGAGCGGCAGAAACCAGUUACGGAACGGAAGUGACCUCAGAAGAUAUGGAGCAUAUCAACAGCCUGACGGAGAGGGUCAUCCAGCUGUUGGAAUACAGGACGCAAUUGAGCAACUACUUGAAGGUACUCACAAAGAACGACGAAUACUUAAAGAACUUUGUUUAUUUUUUUUGACCAUUGUUUGAACAAUUUCCUUGCAGUUUAUUUCAACAAACUCUUCAGAAGUGAGAGUAAUACAUAGCAUUUUAAGUACAUCCUGAUUUUCGUCGUCACUAGCCAUUUUGGGAACAUAUGUCCAGUACUAGCUUUCAACAACCACGAACAUCAUCCCCAAUUUCCCAAUUUUCCAAAACUCAUCAACAGACUCGCAUGUCCGCGAUCGCACCAAACUUGACAUACCUUGUCGGCGAACUCAUCGGAGCACGACUUAUCAGUCAUGCCGGUUCCUUGCUUUCUUUGUCGAAGCACCCGGCUUCAACAGUCCAGGUCCUAGGAGCAGAGAAAGCGCUUUUCAGGGCAAUGAAGACGAAGAGCAACACACCGAAAUAUGGUCCUACUACUACUAAGUCAUGAGACUUCUUUCACACCUCGUCCUUGAUAUACAUAGCUGCUCGUAGUAGAAAGCUUUUUUCCAACGAACAAGAUUUGGAGACCGAUCAUGUCAAAAUGAGUACAUCUUCCAGAUGGUUGGUACUUUGUCACCAAGCAACACACCAAGAAUUCUCUUCACUCUCCAGGUUUGAUCUACCACGCUUCUUUGAUCGGAAAGUCAGCAAACAAGUUCAAGGGAAAAAUUUCCCGAGUCUUGGCGGCGAAGAUGGCAUUGGCGAUCAGGGUUGAUGCUCUAGGCGAAGACACCGAGGCCACAGUGGCUAAGGCUUUUAAGGACUACGUCGAGAGAAAAGUAGCUGCCUGUGAGGACGGCGACGACUUGGCGGCCAGCAAGCGACACCUGAAGAAAGCGGCAAACCAAAGCGUGGCCGUUGCCAAAAAAGCGACCGCAGAGGCUGGAAGUAACGGUGUGUACAACCAGGACGCCGAUGUAGUGAAGAACAAGCGACCAGCGGAGGAAGAAGCAGCGGCAGUAGAUGGAGAACCGGCAAAGAAGAAAAAGAAGAAGAACAAAGAGAAGGGAGCGAGCGCUAAGCCGAUUGAAGCUUAAGAAAUUGGAGGUUUUGUACUACUAGCUAGAAGAUGUUGAACAUGAAGAAAAUGCUCGUUCCUACUGCUUCUAGGUGACAAGGAGGGAGGAUUUCUUUGCAACUACACUUAGUAGAGAUUUAUUAUUCUUCUAUAACUGUACUUGUUCUUAUAUGAAGAUGUUCUUGCAAAUUCACUUUCAAAUAUAAUGAACAAAAGACGAGCACUUUUUUUCGCACGAUGAAUGAUGAACAAAAUGAACUUUUUCGCAUUAGGUAUAACUUCACUGAUUCGCAAAAUAAUGAACUUUUUUCGUUUUGGCAAUGAACUUUUAUCUUCACUAUCUAUGAUGCAUUCUGGGCGAGCUGAAAAUUCUAGGUCAGAAGGAGUCCCAGAAUCAUUUUGCACCAUGAAAGAUCGAUCAUCGAUCUAUUUAUCAUCUCAAUACAUAGGUAGCACUUCAACAACUUUAUUCUAGUUACAAUACAUCACACAGUAAAGCAUCAGAAGAUUCUAUUUCGAAUCUUCCGAAGGAGAUCGGGGUUCCGAAAAUUGCACAACGUACGCUGGCAAAAGAUUAUUGCACGAAUAUUUUCGUCGGACAAAGAACACAUCAGAUAGUUUUACUAAAGUAACUAGAAAACGGGACGCCUCAGGGAAAACACACAAAGUAUGUGCAACG
Amoebophrya sp. A25 is the source of this 2885-nucleotide messenger RNA. NCBI's taxonomy places the organism in Eukaryota, Dinophyceae, Syndiniales, Amoebophryaceae. The record is from the annotation of a GenBank genome assembly.